CCAAAAUGUCCAAAAGCUAAAGAACGUUGGUAACAAAACAGCAUUGACUUACAUUGUAUGACAUAAACCACCGAGACAUUUCUCAAAAUAUCUUAUUUUGUGUUCCACAGAAGAAAAAGUCAUAUACAAUUUCAUGAUGACAGAAUUUGUAUUUUAGGGUGAACUGUCCCUUUAAUUCCCUACGCUGUCAUCAGCGUAGUCUAAACUAUGAGAACAGUGUGGAAAAACAAGCUACAGUACAAGUACAAAUCUGUGGAGUUCCUUGAAAGCAUUAUUUCAUUUUCAAGAAUCCCACACGUGUGAACUGAGCAGUGGUAACACUAGGGGCUUUUAUUUUACAGCUGUGAAAGCAGCGCGUCACGUCACCCCACCGGCCGCCGAACAUGUCUGUCAGAUCAGGCACGAGCGUCUUUCACCACUGCAGACCGCGACGCGAACAAUGCGACAACAGGCUGAUGUGUGAUACGCUUUUUUAUGGCGCGUUAUAAAGCAAGGACUGUCGACUAUCUUGUAAUUAAUAUUGAAUAAAAGGCCUGGUUAUGGACUGUCGCUGGAGCCCGAGACUUGGUUCGAUAUAUCGUUGUGUUUUGGAAUCUUCUCACCAUGUUUUGUUACGGACGAGAUGAGCAUGAAAACAGAUAUCUCUUUAACCAUUGUUUCCUGCUAUGACCAAGAGUACAGUGACACCCACUCAUGCCAUAGAUGUGCAACCCCUAGCUCACGGAGCUAACUGUAUUUCUCCAGAUCACCCCUGGUGUUCCUCCACCUGAUGCCUCUUGCUCCCUCUUCACAUCAUUCCCUUAUCUCCCCCUUUGACUUUCCUCACCUUCCUUCCUCCCUCGCUGGCACUGUCACUUCCUGUCAGAUGUCAUAAUGGUGUGUUGUGGUCGAGCGCUGGAUGCUCCCUGCACUCUGGCUCUGUUGGUGGGCUUCCAGUUCGCGUUUGUCCUCUACUUCUCGCUGGGAGGUUUUCGUGGCCUGGUGUCUGUUCUGGUCCAUUCCUCUGAGCCUGAGUUUGACUACUCGCGACCACAUGACGUCUACACCAACCUCAGCUCUCUGCUGCUCUACCAUCCGGGACCCAGUGGACCAGUACAGCAGCUGAGAGACUGCACAGUGCCCUCUCCGUUACUGGUGGGUCCUAUUUCUGUCCACAUCUCCCCACUCCCCUCCCUGGAGGAGAUAAAAGAGAAGAACCCCUUGGUGACCUUAGGGGGUCAUUACCGCCCGCCAGACUGUAAGCCACGGCACCACACAGCCAUCGUGGUCCCCUACCGGAACCGCCAGACCCACCUCCGCGCCCUUCUCUACCAUCUGCACCCCUUUUUGCAGCGCCAGCAGGUCCACUACGGCAUUUACAUUGUGCACCAGUCAGGUAAUUCCACAUUUAACCGAGCAAAGCUGCUGAACGUCGGGGUGCGCGAGGCACUGAAAGAGGAAAACUGGAGCUGUAUUUUCCUGCAUGAUGUAGAUCUGCUGCCUGAAAAUGACCACAAUACUUAUACCUGCCAUCCGGAGUACCCAACACACCACUCGGUCGCUAUGGACAAGUUCAGAUACAGGCUUCCGUACUCUCAAUACUUCGGAGGAGUAUCUGCCGUAACACCAGAGCAGUACCUCAAAAUGAACGGCUUCCCCAACCAAUACUGGGGCUGGGGAGGAGAAGACGAUGACAUUGCAGCUCGAGUGCGUCUUUCUGGCAUGAAGAUAAUGCGCCCCCCUUCGUCUAUUGGUCAUUAUAAUAUGAUCAGACAUAAAGGAGAUCAGGGGAAUGAGCAGAACCCUAGAAGGUUUGACUUGCUUAAGCGCACAAGGCUGAGCUGGCGAUUGGACGGACUGAAUUCGCUGACUUACAAGCUCCUGUCCAAAGAGUUUGAGCCAUUAUACACUAAUUUGUCGGUGGAUAUUGGGGAUGAUCCACACUAUCCCCCUUUAAAGACUUCAGUCCCAAACUCAAAGCAUCACCAACCUGCCCCAACCAAUAAGAUAAAGACUUUAAAACGGGGUGUGGUCAACACUGAUGCUACAAAAGUAGAAAAUACCCACUUAAAGGCCAACAAUGAAAGUACGAAUGGUGUUUAGAAAGCUGCUACGAAAGAUGUAGGAUGACGUUGAUGAUCUACAGGAAAGGCAACACAGGGUGAUUCAAUAAUGGAGCUUGCUCUUUAUUAUCACAUACAUUUUAUAUAGUAAACCACUAUAGGCAGAUAAGUUCACGUCUGGAAUAGUGUCGAGCAAACUGUUCAGCCUCUUCUGAAUGUCUGACAAAAUACUGAUAUUGGUGACAUUUGCACAAGGCUGCAAUCAUUCGCUGAAUAUCUCUCUGCUGGAGAAGUCGUAUCUGAGAGGAGGCGGAGCUGCAAAUGGCCUCAACAGCGACCUAGCAGCAUACAGUCCUGUGUAUUUUUUGAGCCAAUCUGCUGCCAGCUGCUGUUCUUCACCCCACUGUGUGGGUCUGUUUUUCUGUGCCUUUUCUUGCCCUUGAACCAGUCUCUUAUCAACAUGUCAUAACUCAGUUAAAACAUCACAUCACUGGUAUGAAUACAUAAAUAACGCUAGAGUGUUAUGCUUAGUCCACAUAUUCAUGUUUUUUUUUCUCUUUUUAAUCAGGAUAUGUUGCUUUGUGAUUUGGCGCUUGAGCAGACUUGUAUCACUGUGGUCUAAUUUUGGUCGUACUGAAUAAACCUUUAUUUUCUAUUUUAGUUAGGAAGGUUUGAUCUUGAGUAGUAAGCACUGGUUUGUUUUCUUUUUGAGCUGCUUAGGUACUUAUUUUAUUAUAGAGGACAAUAUUCUUUAGGUAUUGUGUGGUGCCUUUGUUGGUAUAAGUUUUGGUUGUAGACAAUCACUUGGAUAAGCAUUUAAUAUGGAGUAUAUAUUUAUAAAUCUUAUAGCUUACUGUUCUUUUAUUUUAGGCAUUACAUAUGUAAUACAUAUGGAUAUAUUUCUGUUAAAUCGAAUAGAUUUGUUUAGGUUUAGUGUGACUUUAGUAUAAGGUGUUAGUUGACAUAUUAAGGAGUCAAUUGGUGCAGGCGAGUUUCAUGUUCCCAUUUGUUAGUCAAAAAGUUGUUGGAUUGUAUUGGAUUUGAUUGGAUAAAAUGAACUCCACUCUUGUAUACAAUCAUUAACAUAAGCUUGUUGGAAAAACAAAGAUAUAAGACAUUUUUCCUGUAAAAUAUUUUUUAGGUAAAUAUUAUGCUCCACAUUAUAUUGUAUUUAAUAGACCCCCUGAUUAAUUUUUAAUGUCGUUGACAUUUGACACGCAAUCACAUAUUUAAAAGUUGCGGUAACUAAGUCUAAACUGGCUUUACUAGAAUUUCUAUAGAAAUAAAAUCCAGUCACAAUAUUUUAAAAUUCACACAACCAGGCUGCAAUCUAGAUUUUAAUGCAUUGCUUUAAAUGUUCAUACUGGUUAUAUUAAAAUACAGUGAUUUUUUUGGUCCUCAUGCCUUUUACUACAUACUUUUAACUAAGUGAUGGAUAUAUUAUUUGUCGCUAUAGUUGUUUAAAUAAUUCAAGAUGAUAAUAUGAAAUGUUGCAUGUGGCAAGGAAAACUAUACUAAUAUUUCACCCAUGUAUAGAGUAUAUAUAGUAUAUAUUUAAUACAUAGUUUUUUAUCAGAAAUUUGGUAGAAGUGUUAAACUACGUUAAUACAUAAAAGUCUCUAUAUGAAAUCUACUCUGUGAUGAUCUACUCUGAUUUAUGUUAAGGAUUGUGUUUAUUUUUUUGACAUUUUAUGUUAGAAAAUUAUGUGAUUGUGUAUUUGGACUGGUGACUGUUGAUUUUAUAAAGAUUUCAUAAUGUUGCUAAAGGUUACUCAUAACAGAUCUCCAGUUUAAACCUCUGCUAGUAUCACAGUUGUGUAAUAGUUUUAAAUCUGACUUCUGUCAGGUACCGUGCAAUUACCCCUGAUUGUGAAUAAACACAGUACACAGCAUUGUAACAUUGUGACCAUGCAACUGUUUUAUAUUUAUCAACAGAGUAGAACACAGUUAUACUAAGUACAAGCUUUGAUUAUGUAAUUGACUUACAGGACCCACUCUUACUGUAAGUUCAUCUUCAAUUCCUCAAGCUUACAGUUCUGCUUGUCUUAAAAUCCCUCAUUUGAUUUCGAGCACCAAAAAGACAAACCGAUAACUAGUGAAUCUUGCUGAUGCUGUGUUCUAGUGGGACUACAGAUAUGUCAGUGCAUUAAAUUAUUUCAGCAAAUAAAGGAUA
Messenger RNA from Triplophysa rosa, 4215 nucleotides. RefSeq names its product UDP-Gal:betaGlcNAc beta 1,4- galactosyltransferase, polypeptide 3 (gene b4galt3). The coding region runs from base 874 to 2082 and encodes 402 amino acids. Gene Ontology annotation, molecular function: glycosyltransferase activity. The transcript has 8 exons. The record is from RefSeq and is a predicted model, not a curated record. Gene Ontology annotation, biological process: carbohydrate metabolic process; galactosylceramide biosynthetic process. NCBI's taxonomy places the organism in Eukaryota, Metazoa, Chordata, Actinopteri, Cypriniformes, Nemacheilidae.